AUGGAUUAUAGCCAAUCAGGACCCCCAUACCCUUCUAGUGUCGGCGGCCCUGAAUCCACAAUCCACAGCUCAGAGCCCACAAUCCAAUGCCCACAGCCCGUCAGCUGGCCUGUCCGCGGCCAGUCCUUCAGGUUCCUGCUGGGCCCCCGCGGCCGGGAGGUAGUAAACAUCGUCGCAGAACCUCACCUCUGCUUACUCACUGUCUUCCUCACUGCUGCUAUUACUGCUCGAUAUCCAGAGCUCCAACGCAUCGCCCUCACCUACAUCUCUCCUCCCAGUAUCCAUCUAGACCUCACUCCUGAUACUACCCCCACAAUGGCUUCCCACGAGCAAGAUGACACCAUGCCUGAGGAGACUCAGGGCUACAAGCUCUCCCAGCCCAAGCAGAGUCUUGCUGAGUACCAGAAGAUGGGUGAGUUUUGA
Messenger RNA from Colletotrichum truncatum, 423 nucleotides. Lineage: Eukaryota; Fungi; Ascomycota; Sordariomycetes; Glomerellales; Glomerellaceae. The record is from RefSeq and is a predicted model, not a curated record.